GUUCGCAAUGAAAACCAAUGAAAACUUCUCGUGCACAUCUGUACUGUACUUUAUACAACAUUCCUCUAGAUUGUAGUUGAUUGUAGUUUACACGUGAAAGUGACAUAACCUCGUUUCUUGUUUGUAUAAAUGUAGAUGUUAGCAAAAUGAAAACUAAAAAUAAGAAUUUAAAAAGAAAGCAGGUCAAGUUAGAGGUUAAGGACAGCACCAUAGAAGAGGAUUCAAUUAAAUCUCAAUAUGAAGAGGAAUCGGAUUCGGGUGCUGAAGAUUUACUACAAGCAGAAGUGAAUAAUAACGAUGAAAGCACGGAUGAAGAAGUUGAUGAAAACGAGGACAUAAUCGAGUCUGACACUGAGAAAGAUCCGAUUGUCUUUGAAUCCAACAGCGAAGAAGAUGAAUUGGAAUUUGAAACAGACUCCGAUGAACUUGAUACUGACGAAGAUGAAGACCAUCUUGAAAGCGAUUCUGAAGAUCAGAACGAAGAGCAGAGUGAUGCAAGCGAUAAAUUACAAGAAAAAAGUAAAGAUUCUGUACCUAGUUCAAAAUCUAAACACGAUAAACUCAAGGUGACAUUUGUAGAAUCUUCUAAAAGUAAAAGUACAAAUAUGUCUCCUGCAUCGAAAAUUAAAACAAAUAAAACCAAUACACUAUCCAAAUCAAGGUCUUCUAAAGUUCCACAGAAAAAUAAAGUACAAAAUAAAAAAGGCUUGGAAUCUGCCAAGUUACAAAAAGAUGUAGAUAUUACAUCAUCGAAAAAAUCUAAAGAACCGAGUACAGAUACAAGUAACGACGUGCCAACCGUGAAUCCACAAUUAGACGAGUACGAAUACGACAGUUCGGAUGAAGAAGAUAUUCGUAACACAACUGGAAAUAUCCCAAUGAAAUGGUACGACGACUACGACCAUAUCGGUUACGAUUGGGAUGGUAGAAAGAUUAUAAAACCUCAGAAAGGCGAUCAGUUGGAUAACUUCUUGAAAAGAAUGGAAGAUCCUGAUUUUUGGAGAACCAUAAAGGACCCCCAAACUGGACAGGACGUCGUGUUAAGCGAAGCUGAUAUAGAAUUAAUUACAAGGAUUCAGAAACAGAAAAUUCCCGAUGCAACUUUCAACGAAUACGCUCCAUGGAUAGAAUGGUUUACUUCUGAAGUAAUGAAAAUGCCUUUACGUAAAUUUCCUGAACACAAACGAUCCUUUUUACCAUCUAAACCAGAGGCUAAAAAAGUAUCGAAGUUAGUUCACGCGCUUAAGAUGGGUUGGAUAAAGUCUACCGCUGAAAUAGAGAAGGAACGACAACAGAAAAACAACGAACCACAGUUCUACAUGUUAUGGCAGUCGGAUGAUCAAGCAGAAGAGAUGCGUAGGAUUCACAAGCACAUCCCAGCGCCUAAGAGACAUUUACCUGGACACGCGGAAAGCUACAAUCCUCCACCAGAGUACCUGUUCGACCAGAAGGAACUGAAAGAGUGGAAUAAAUUACAAACGACCCCGUGGAAACGGAAGUUACAUUUCAUUCCACAAAAGUACAACUCCCUUCGCGAGGUUCCCGCUUAUCCCAAGUAUAUUAAAGAAAGAUUCCAGAGGUGUCUGGACUUGUAUUUGUGUCCACGAGCACUGAAAAUGCGAUUAACGAUAGAACCUGAAGCACUGGUACCUCAGCUACCUAGUCCAAAAGAUUUACAACCGUUUCCCACGACUAUGUCUAUGGUCUUCAAAGGCCACAGUGAUAUGGUUAGAAGUAUCACAACGGAACCAAUGGGUCAGUACAUUGCUUCCGGUGGAGAUGACAUGGAUUUGAAGAUAUGGGAAGUAGCGACAGGCAGAUGCGUGAAAACAGUCUCCUGUGGUGGGAUAAUUAGGUCUGUGGCGUGGUGUCCAAACCAGUCUCUGUCGCUCAUAGCAGUGGCCGCCGAUAAGAAAGUCCUCUUGAUAAAUCCUGGGAUCGGAGACCACUUGAUCACCAGCAAAACGGAUCAAUUACUGGAAAUAAUACCUCAGAGCGACGUUAUAGUAAGCGACAGAGUUAAAACUGCCGUUCAGUGGGAGCAAGCUGAAGGCGAUCAUUGGUCUCAGGGCAUCAGGAUCAUUCUAAAUCACUUCAAACAAGUAAAACAAGUAACAUGGCACGGUAAAGGCGAUUACUUCGCCACUGUUAUGCCAGAUGGUCAGAAUAGAUCUGUUCUGAUAAAUCAAUUAUCGAAACGGAGGUCUCAACUUCCCUUCACUAGAUCUAAAGGCUUGAUACAAUGCGUUUUGUUCCAUCCCAUCAGGCCCUAUUUAUUUGUAGCGACGCAACGAAAUGUCCGUAUAUACGAUUUGGUGAAGCAAGAAAUGAUUAAGAAAUUGUUGUCGAAUUCGCAGUGGAUAUCGUCGAUGGCGAUACAUCCUGGAGGCGAUAACGUUUUAGUAGGCACUUACGAUCGUAAGAUGCUCUGGUUCGAUCUCGACUUGAGUACGAAACCCUAUCAAACCCUUCGUUUACAUGGCACAGGUGUACGUGGUGUUGCAUUUCAUAAACGAUAUCCUCUUUUCGCGUCUGGCGCCGAUGAUAGGGGUCUCAUCGUUUCCCAUGGAAUGGUGUACAACGAUUUACUCCAAAAUCCAUUGAUCGUGCCCCUGAAGAGAUUAUGUAAUCACGAGUCUUACAAUGAUUUUGGUAUCUUGGACGUGAUGUUCCAUCCCAUUCAACCGUGGGUGUUUUCAUCUGGUGCAGAUGCAACGAUACGAAUGUACACUUGAGUUUCACUUGGAUGUUCAGGAUAUUGUGAGGAUCUUUUAUAAAACAAUGAAAGACGAAUUCUUUA
This is a messenger RNA of Hylaeus volcanicus, 2800 nucleotides long. RefSeq names its product ribosome biogenesis protein BOP1 homolog. NCBI's taxonomy places the organism in Eukaryota, Metazoa, Arthropoda, Insecta, Hymenoptera, Colletidae. The transcript has 6 exons. Gene Ontology annotation, cellular component: PeBoW complex; preribosome, large subunit precursor. Gene Ontology annotation, biological process: maturation of LSU-rRNA from tricistronic rRNA transcript (SSU-rRNA, 5.8S rRNA, LSU-rRNA); ribosome biogenesis. Gene Ontology annotation, molecular function: protein binding; ribonucleoprotein complex binding. Bases 147 to 2735 code for a protein of 862 amino acids. The record is from RefSeq and is a predicted model, not a curated record.